Molecule: messenger RNA, 2085 nt
Organism: Crotalus tigris (Tiger rattlesnake)
Lineage: Eukaryota; Metazoa; Chordata; Lepidosauria; Squamata; Viperidae
Product: vomeronasal type-2 receptor 26-like
Exons: 6
Coding region: 1-2085 (694 amino acids)
Biological process (GO): G protein-coupled receptor signaling pathway
Cellular component (GO): membrane
Molecular function (GO): G protein-coupled receptor activity
Source: RefSeq, a predicted model, not a curated record
AUGGGUACCAACCUCAUCUCCGGUGGACGAAUGUUCCAAGGGGCAGGGACAAUGGCAGAGAAGGCUCUCUUCCUGGAUCCCAUGAACUGGAGUUCUUUAGCUGAUGAGGUCUGCAAAUACUUUUCCUACCAGACCAGUAUACCGAGUAUGAGCUUCUGGCAUGUCCUGCCCUUCUUCUUUGCCACUCAUGAGAUCAACCAGAAUCCAAAGCUGCUACCCAACAUCACCCUGGGCUAUAACAUCUAUGAGAACUUUUUCAAUGCAAGGAUAACAUAUGAGGUCAUGAUGGACUUGCUGUCUACAGGACAAGAGAAUGUCCCAAACUUCAGUUGUGGAAGACAAAAUAAUCUUCUGGCUGUGCUUGAAGGGACUGAUUCGGAGUUCUUUACUUCCAUUUCAACUAUGCUGGGCAUCUACAAAAUUCCACAAAUCAACUAUGGGGUCAUCAGCCACAUUCCAGAACAGAAACAUCAUUUCCCUUUUUUCUACCGGGUGAGUCCAAAACAAGAACCUCCUCACUUGGCAAUUGUCAAGUUGCUCCUGCAUUUCCAAUGGACGUGGAUCGGCCUCACUGCUCCAGAUGAUGAAAGCGGAGAAAAGUUCAGAAGAACCUUUGUGCCAGAAGCCAUAAGGAAAGGUGUCUGUGUUGCCUUUUCAGAAAGCUUACCCAUGGUUCUUAGAGCAGGGAGGGAAAAGGACAUCCUUGAAUAUUUUAGUGACACUAAAGUGAAAAGUAUUGUUUGCUACUUGAACUUUCAUGCCACAUUAAUACUAGCAGUGCUAAUACGAGACAUUGAAAAGACAAAAAUCAUGUUUGGGGGAAAACUCCAUCCUUUUUUAAGAAAAUCCCAGAUUUACAAUUUUUCUGUGAAUGAUGUUUAUUUGGAUGAGUAUGGAAUUCCCACUGCUGACUUUAAUAUCAUGGACUGGGCAGUAUUUCCCAACAAGUCUGCUGCUGGGGUAAUAAUUGGGAAUGUUGAAAAAGAAGUCUCUUCAGACAUCAAGAUCUCUGUGGAUGAGAGCGCCAUCGUAUGGCCAACAUCUUUUAACCAGAAGGCACCCUUUUCUAGGUGUACGGAAAGUUGCCUCCCAGGAUAUACCAAGCUUAUGAGAGAGGGAGAACCAGUUUGCUGCUAUGACUGUUCUCCAUGUAUGGAAGGAACCAUUUCUGUGCAGGAAGAUGUAGUCCAUUGUGAAAAAUGUCCUGAUGACCACCAUUCCAACAAGAAGCGGGAUAAAUGUGUCCCCAAAGGUAUAAUGUUUCUGUCCUACAGAGAAAACUUAGGUGUCAUAUUGGCUGUCUCUGCAAUUUUUUUGUCUCUUACCACUGCCUUAGUUCUAGGAAUCUUUAUUAAAUACAGAAAAACUCCUAUAGUCAAAGUCAACAACAGGGAUCUCACCUACAUUCUCCUGAUCUUUCUCCUGCUUUCCUUCUUGACUUCCCUUCUAUUCAUUGGUCAACCCAAGAAAGUGACCUGCCUUCUUCGACAAACUGUCUUCAGUGUUGUUUUCUCAGUUGCUGUAUCAUCCUUGCUGGCCAAGACUAUCAUGGUGGUGAUGGCAUUUCUGGCCACAAAGCCAGGAAGCAAAAUUAGGAAAUGGCUGGGGAAAUCUUUGGCCAAUUGCAUCAUCUUCUCCUGCUCUGGUGUUCAGGUGGCCAUCUGUUUCAUAUGGCUGGGAAUCUUUCCCCCAUUCCCAGAUUCUGACUUAUAUUCCCAAAAAGGGCAGAUUCUACUUCAAUGCAAUGAAGGUUCAAUCACCAUGUUCUAUUCUGCCCUUGGCUACUUGGGCUUUCUGGCUUCCAUCUGUUUCUUGGUGGCUUUUUUAGCCCGAAAACUACCAGGAAGCUUCAACGAAGCCAAGUUGAUCACCUUCAGCAUGCUGCUCUUCUGCAGUGUUUGGGUUUCUUUUGUCCCUGCCUACCUGAGCACUAAAGGGAAAUAUGUGGUGGCUGUGCAGAUCUUCUCCAUCCUGACCUCCAGCCUUGGCUUACUCAGCUGCAUCUUUGUCCCCAAAUGUUACAUCAUCCUUCUGAGACCGGACAUGAAUGUGAAGGAGCAUUUAAUAAUGAAAAACAAUGAGUGA